AUGCGGGAAGAUGGCAGGGAUGAGGGGUUCGAAGCGGAUGAAGAUCCUCUGUGCCCUAAUAUCCACUUCUCAUCAGCUGAAGAAAGGCAGUUCUGUAGGGAAUGGCGCUCCGCACUGGUCGUCAAAGCCCUAGGUCGAUCUGUGUCGUAUACGGGUAUCUCGAAGCGGCUGAAUGAUCUUUGGGCUAGGGCUGGAGGAAUACAAGUCUCGUCAGUCAAGAAUGGGUACUUCUUGGUUCGUUUCACGAGCGGGAUUGACUACGAGCGUGCUUUAACGGGUGGUCCGUGGAUGAUGGGGGACAACUAUCUUAUGGUCCACAUGUGGGACAAACACUUCCGACCCUAUAACCAUGAUAUAUCGUCCACCCUUGUCUGGGCAUGUCUACUGGAUAUACCCAUUCACUUUUUUCACAAGGAGGCGGUUAUGAAAAUCGGCAGCCGGAUAGGGAAACCACUGUGCGUGGACCAAGCCACUGCUACAGGGGCUCGCCUGGACUAUGCCCGGGUGUGUGUACAAGUGGACUUAACUAAACCACUUCUGUCCCAGUUCAAAAUCCACGGAGUGACCUACUUCAUUCAAUAUGAGGGACUUGAAAAGAUCUGCCUUAACUGUGGGAAAUACUUCGAGCGCUCGAAGUGUUAUUGCACGUCCUCUCCUGACUAG
Messenger RNA from Linum tenue, 663 nucleotides. The record is from the annotation of a GenBank genome assembly. NCBI's taxonomy places the organism in Eukaryota, Viridiplantae, Streptophyta, Magnoliopsida, Malpighiales, Linaceae.